Molecule: messenger RNA, 1356 nt
Organism: Owenia fusiformis
Lineage: Eukaryota; Metazoa; Annelida; Polychaeta; Sabellida; Oweniidae
Source: the annotation of a GenBank genome assembly
AUGACAACAGGUUCGAUCGAAAAUAAACGCUCAUUUGAAGACAUCAUAUCAGAUCUAAGAGAUGGGGACGCCGAUGAUAUAAUUUCAGCACAUUUUAACAGUGGAAAUAUUAAUAGACAAGACGAGAAUGGCUCAACACCUUUGAUUCACGUAGUAAGAUUGAAUUAUAAACAAUCAAAAAUUCUGACAGCCAAGAUAAGGAGUAGAGAAGAAAUACUGAAUUUUACAAGAUUCCUUCUGUCAAAGGGGGCAAAUCCCAAGGUGACCGACAGUGAUGGUAUAACCGCCCUACAACAUUUUUUUAGGGAUUCUUACGAGCAUGUUGUUCGUGUGCUCAACCCAAAAGCUGGUGAAAAUUUUGAGUGUUUUAUGAACGGCUGGACAAACGUUAUUAAACUUCUUAACUGCCAUGGAGCAGAUAUGAAUGCUCUAGACAACAACAACGAAACUCCUCUACUAUACUUCAUCAAACAAUUAAAAAGAAAUAAUCAUGAUCCAGCAGUUACUGCGUGCCUGUACCGAAUGACAUACUUUCUCAUUGAUCAUUUGGCAAUGAACGACAACAAAGUUACCCUAGAAUAUGCUUUAGAUGUAUUUAUUAGAUAUAGAGACACAACUAUAAACACAAGAAAUAGACACUAUUUUACAACGCAGUUAGGAAAUGUGAUAAAUUACCUCGCAAACCACAUGGCGACACAACAUAAAGUGACACAAGACGAAAUGCUAAAAGGGCUAAAACUGAAGACUAAAUGGGAUAAUUUUCGCAAGUCAACCUAUAUUCUAGAUGAACAGAAACAGGGCAGAACUAUUAGAUCGAAUCCUCAACGUGGUAUGACACGCCAUGGCUACAACGUUGAUCUUUCAGAAAAAAUCUUUAAUCAAAUUUCUCCAGAGCUCGGUAAAGAUAUUCAGGCACUUGGCAGUAAUUUGGGUUUAACGGUUGCAGAAAUACAAAACAUUGAGAGAGAUAACCGUGACAAUUCAGGACUAUCAGCAUUCCAUGUGUUACUAAAGUGGUUUCGUGCAGGGAAUCACAAACAUGGUCACCUUAUUUUAAUUGGUGCUUUGGAGAACAUUGGCAGACGAGACGUUGCUCAAAAGGUGGAGGACUAUGGAAAUGGAUCGCCGGGGAAUUGUUUCCUUGGACACGUUUCAUAUACCCCCGAGACUUCACCCGAAGGUUCGUCAGAUGGCCGAAAAAGUACAAAUGCUUCACCAAUUCCGAUUGACCUUGCGAGCUCAGAGGAAGAGGACUCUAAUGCGUCAGUUGCAAAUAUGCAAAAUAGAAGCCCCAGUUCAAGGAAAAGACCCAAUCAUGGCACAACCGACCGUCCAGACGCAAAACAAAAGAAGUGA